AUGAAACCAAAAACUGAAGAUGAUCCUACACCAAGGAGAAACGUACCUAGUCCAUUCUUUGUGUUAUUGCUGGGAUUUUUCAUGUUGGUAGCGUUUGUGACGACAGCUAUUGAAGAUGAGCUGCCGAGGCCAAUUGGAGAGCAAGAAAUUGGAGUCAAUGAUUCAAACACGUUCAGCGAGGAGUCUGCAAAAAAAUAUCUACAGAUAAUACUUGGAGACAAGCCAAGAGUAUUUGGUCUGGAAUACCACUAUAUCAAAACGAGGGACUUGAAGAACCUUUUUGAUAGUAUUGCUGCAAAAUCAAACAUACCGAUUCACACAGAUUGGCAACUUGUUGAUGGUUAUUUUUGGUUAUCAAUAGGUUCACCCAGUGUUUACAGAAACCUGUCAAAUGUAAUAGCAGUCUUGGAAGGUGAAAGUGGGUUUUACCCCAAUGGUACCAUUGGAACAUCGAUCCUUGUUAACUGUCACCACGACUCUGUCCCAUUUGCAAUUGGUGCAUCAGAUGAUGGGUUGUUUUGUGCCGCCAUGGUCGAAACAUUAGAAAAGUUAUCACGACGUACAACUAAACUGAAACACAAUAUUAUAUUUAUCAGCAAUGGAGCUGAGGAAAUGGGGUUACAGGUAACAGACGCUAGAGUACUAGAAGCAUUUAGAAGAUCAACCUCAAGACCGAUGGCUCAAAGUUUAGGAGAAUUCCUCUUUACUAACAGAAUUAUACCAUCUGAUACCGACUUCCGGAUAUGGAGAGACUUCGGUGAUAUCAUGGGUAUCGAUUUAGCGUUCGUUCAAUGGGGUCACAUAUACCACACACGAAACGACAGGAUUGAGUUAAUUAGAGACGGCGUCAUGCAAAAUGCUGGAAACAUGCUUCUUCCCCUCGUACAGACCUUGGCAGACUACGAAGGCUUAGUUAACAGAGUUCCACGUUCAACAGCCGUAUAUUUUGACUACAUGGGCUGGUUUCUCAUAACAUUUACACGAUCUGCGGCCCUGGCGGUUGACAUACUCGUUGUGCUGUUGGGAUUUACGAGUGUCGCCUAUCCAAUAUUCAUAUUUGGAAUUAGUACACAGACAACUUUGUCGUUCAUUCGUGAGUUGUUAUGGUCUCUCGUGGGUCGUUUUCUAAGCAUAGUGAGUGGAGCAGUCGUUAUCACCGUGUUUGCUUCUAUUAUGAUCGCUACGACCAUACAAAUGAGAUAUCCUACUAUAAGUAAUUUCUUAUUUAUAGACAAAACUGGACUCAUCAAUGCGGACUAUUCAAGCAAUGGCGGCCACACGUUUCAUCAUAACGGUGUUUAUGCUGGCUCUAUGCUGCAUACCAAUGUUCUUCAACGUCAGAUAUCUGAUAGGAACUCCUCUGUUCUUGAUGUGUGUCGGCAGUAUGAUCUCUAUGACGGUGGUUCGAUACUCUAA
Messenger RNA from Bicyclus anynana (squinting bush brown), 1416 nucleotides. Its product is annotated as endoplasmic reticulum metallopeptidase 1-like. The coding region runs from base 1 to 1416 and encodes 471 amino acids. The transcript is spliced from 10 exons. Gene Ontology annotation, molecular function: metalloexopeptidase activity. Gene Ontology annotation, biological process: proteolysis. The record is from RefSeq and is a predicted model, not a curated record. NCBI's taxonomy places the organism in Eukaryota, Metazoa, Arthropoda, Insecta, Lepidoptera, Nymphalidae.